AGCCACAGCUCGGCUAAAGGCAAAACACGAGGAGUUGUUGAGACACCGUUUAGUUUUUGACGGAACUGUCCCAUGAAAUGUCUUAAUGUUUCCGUGUGUUGAUGGAUAAACACACUCUAUAAAGUUUUAUUUAUUCUGCUAAUGUAGCUAGUCUGUUUGCUAGGAAGAGUUGACAUCUCACUGUUGGCUUCAGGUUAGCUAACACAGUCAACAUAGGAGCUGCAAUAAAUAGAGCUCCCGAUGCGGCUAAAGGACCCUUUCUCUUUGAAAGCCGUCGAUAUGACUAAGCGCACGAAUAAACCGAGGAAACCUCGAGACGAAGAGUCGUCAGAUGAAGUCAGUGGGUUGACUUGCCAGCAUGUAAGUAAGGCAGUGGACCUGAGCUCAGUGAAGAAGUCUGUCCUGUCCAGCGUGUGGUUCAUAUGCUCUGAGUGCCUAAAGGAGAGAACCAUGAUCGACGGAGAACCAGCAGCAUCACAUGACAUCCUGGUGUGUUUAAAGUGUGGUUUCCAGGGCUGUAACCACUCUGGUAUCCAGCACGCUGUCAAGCACUAUCAAGCGUUCCAUCCCGAGUCUCACUGCAUCACCAUUAGCUUGAGCACAUGGAAGGCUUGGUGUUUUGAAUGUAAUGAGGAGCUCUCCACUCACUGCAACAAGAAGGCUUUGGCUCAGUCCCUGGACUUUUUACAAAAGCACUCAGUCAAGGCAACGUCAGCAGCAUCACCCAAGAUCAUCAAGCUGCGAGAGGAAGCAUCAGAUUAUUCUGAGCCAGCCAGAGGCAAGAAUCCAACCAUCAACAACACCUUGGUUCCUGUCAAAGGCAUCAAUAACCUUGGCAACACCUGCUUCUUCAAUGCUGUCAUGCAGAAUUUAUCCCAGACGCACAUGCUCAUUGAGCUCAUCCAGGAAGUGAAGGAGAAAGGGUACAAGCUGAGGAUCUUCCCCCCUGUGGACACCAAUCUGAGUCUCUUGACAGUAACGCUGCCCAAUCCAGAGCCCCUGACGGCAGCCAUGUUUCUCUUCCUCCAAACCAUGAAAGAACCCGGGAAAGGCCACGUCAAUCCCAAGAUCCUUUUCAACCAGCUCUGUCAGAAAUCUCCGCGGUUCAAGGGCUACCAGCAACAAGACAGCCAGGAGCUUCUGCAUUACUUACUGGACUCCAUACGAGUAGAGGAAACUAAACGGGUGAGGGCAGGCAUUCUGAAGGCCUUCAACAAUCCCACAGAGAAGACAGCAGACGAGGAGACCAAACGCCAAGUCAAAGCAUACGGAAAGGAAGGUGUGAAGAUGAACUUUGUUGAUCGCAUCUUUGUAGGCGAGCUGACCAACACAAUUAUGUGUGAAGAGUGUGAGCAUAUCUCCACAGUGAAGGAGGCUUUCAUAGACAUCUCCUUACCCAUCAUAGAGGAGAGGAUGUCAAAACCAUCCAAUCCCGGCAGGCUGGGUAAGGGCAGCAAAGAGCAGGACGCCCACUCGGCUCACGCUGACCAGCUUCUUUCUGCAGCUCACUCUGCCAACCGAAACACCAGGAAGCUUAGUGGACAGGUCAGAGUGUGUACAAAGCAGCAGACCAGAAGGGCAUCGAGCUCUGUGGAGGAGAAGGGAGCAGGCUGUGGUGCGGAGCGACCAGAGGAGGAGGGGGUCGCUGGUGGAUCAGCCCAAAGUGUCACAGUUUGCAAGAUGGCCACUGCCGGCAGCCUAUCAGACAGCAGUGAAAGAGACUCCGCUGCUCAGGACAGUAGUAAUGACGCUGACAGUGAGGCCUCAGAGAGUGAGUGGGCCCCACACACCUUCUCCUCCAGGCAGCGGCAUGCGUCCACCCCAUCGUCCACCUCCACCCUCACUCCAUCCCCUACACCCGUCUCUGCCUCCUCCCCCUUAUCCUCGUACUCCACGAGGCAGGGUGGCACUGUGGAGCAGCUAGUUACUGCAGUGUCUAAAGUCAACAUGGGCUUCGGCUCUGGGGAUUGCUCACCUUUCACCAUGCCAUGUUCUCCAGAGGAGCAGGGAGAGGCACAGUCCCGAGAUAACCUCCACCAUAACCAGCACCACCAGGGGGCCUUCCAGUCGCUGUCCCACAGUUACACCCCGAGCUCCAAGGAGUGCUCCAUCCAGUCCUGCCUCCACCAGUUCACCUCUGUAGAGCUGCUGAUGGGCAACAACAAGCUGCUGUGUGAGAGCUGCACCGAACACAGACAGAAACAGCUGCGGAAGAGUAGCUCAGCUGAUAAGAAGUUGGAGAAGAUUUACACCAGUGCCAGGAAGCAAAUGCUGAUAUCCUCUCUGCCUCCAGUCAUCACAUUGCAUCUUAAACGUUUCCACCAGGCAGGGAUGAACCUACGAAAGGUCAAUCGUCAUGUUGACUUCCCUCUGGUCUUGGAUCUGGCUCCGUUCUGUUCAGCAUCAUGCAAGAACCUGGCGGCUGGUGAGCGUGUCCUCUACAGUCUGUAUGGGAUUGUGGAACAUAGUGGCUCGAUGAGGGGGGGGCACUACACUGCAUAUGUAAAAGUGCGCUCUACCCAGAGGAAAACAGAUCAGCACCUCAGGAACCUGUCAGGUGCGAGGGAGGCCAGCGGCAGCUCCCAGGGCCAGUGGGUGUACGUCAGUGAUACCACCGUUCAAACAGUACCAGAGUCAAGGGUACUCAACUCUCAGGCAUACUUGCUCUUUUAUGAGGAAAUGCUGUAAUGUGACCAACAAAAGCAGUUUCCAUAAAAAUAUUUUACUUUGUAUUGUUUUUUUUGAUUUUUGGUAAAGCCUGUACAGCUCCUCUUACUGUUCCUGUGAGUGGGUGGAGGGACGAAAAGGGAAAGGUUUCACUGUACACUCACUUUUCUUACAGAAGAAGAAUGGCCAUUGUACCAUAUCCAAACAAAAUCUAAAUCUGAAAUGGGCACUUUUAAAUAUCUAAGAUAUAUAAAAGAGUAACAGUAGAUGUUGAAAUUAUUGUUUUCUCCUUUGACAUAGUCCUGAUUUUCAUUUGUUUCUAUUAUGAAAAAUUCUACCCUUUUUAUAAGAAGGUUGGGUAAUAGAAAAAAAAAGAUUAUUGAACCUGAGCUAGCAUUAUCGUCUUUGUCCGUCUUUAUCAUCUUUCGGGCCACAAUCAUGUGCCUGAGAUAGAAACUGCAUGAAGGAGCUGGCUACAGCACCUAACAGGAAAUAAGCAGUUAUUGCAUGCUACACUGUCUUCAGCACUGACUAGUUGAUGUCAAUAUAGUGUGUGUGUGUGUGUGUGUGUGUGUGUAUAUGUGCGUGUGUAUGCACAUACACGUGUGUGGGUGGGGGAGAGACAGGAGAAUGUAGUUUUAAGGUGCUGUGUGUAGUAUUUUCUAAUCCGUAUAUGACUAACAGGUUAAAUUGGCAUAGUUGGUAUUAUUAAUAUUAAAACUCAGGACCGGUGUAAUAAAGAUUGGCUCCUGUGUCAGAGCUCUACACAAAAAAAUGUCAUAAAUCAAGGCACUGGCUACGACUUGGUGACAAACAGGCCUGAUUGUAUAUUUUAAUAAAGGUCGGUAAGACAUGUUCUUUGCAGACAUGUUCCUUGACAGUAAAGACACAAGGACAAGUAGUAAUAUCAGUCAAGACAGAGUUUAUAAUCAUACAUUUCAGAAACUCCACUGCUAACUAGGAGAGUCCGUACCUCUGCCCAGGCUGAACAAUCCUACACAUGAUAUCAAUUUCUUAUAGUAGAAAUUAUAAAGACAAAGGGAAGUGGUCUGAAAACCUAAAUCGCCUUUAAUCUGCAUCCACACAGACAUUUUAUUGUUUCUUUUCAGGACAAGGUCCCAUCCGUCCACCAAGUUUGGUGGAAAUGGGAUUAGUAUCUGGGUUUCUUUCAGCCUGUUUAAGAGUGUGGUCUUUAAGUUUGAGAGCAGGACUUUGAGUUUAGAUUUUGUAAUGCUCUCACUCAAAACCCUCCGCUCACACUCACAUAGCUCCUGCUUGUGCUGGUAUUUGCUUUUCUUGUGCUCAAACUGCGCUUGCACUCAUAUAUUUUGUUGCUUGGACAGAUUUCCCGAGCUCCAGCUUCAGCUCUCCUCCUUGUGCUAACGCUGCUUCUGUUCACGCAUGAAACGUCUGCUCUCGGAUUUCUCCUCAGCUCUUGGACAGCUUGGCUGAUUUUAUUGUGCCGCCCUUGUUGUGGGUGUGUUAGCUUUAUGUCUUUGAGAGUCCCACACAUGCAUUCAUAAGUUCAUUACACCUGGUGCUCUGUUGGUUGGGGAAUUUUGACAGACUUGUUGCACAAAAAGAUCCAAGAAACAGAAGACAAAACCAGAGAGUAGAGGAAAUAUCCGAGAGCAGACGUUUGACCCGUCACAGAGGCAGUGUGAGUGCAAGGAGAAGAGCUGAAGGUCGAUCUGAGUACAAGCAACAAAAUAUCUGAGCAUUCAUUGCAAAAUCUGAACGUAAAAUUGAUAAGUCGUUAGAUAAUAAACAAACUGGACACAAGUUAAUCACAUCUCACAGUAGUUUACUUUACAUCCUGAAAUAGCUGCACACAGCUCCUUUUUAAAGAGUAGCACAACAGUUAUUUUACAGCCUACUUUAAAUGGAUUGUUUUAUUUUUCAUCAGAAUGUAUGAAUGUAAGACUAUCAGUCAGUUACAUUUGCCAAAGACGAGUUUUUGAUGCUGCACGUGGGAGCAGAAAAUCCAAACCAAACAUUUGAGGUGUUUACUUCAGCCAGAGUUUCGUUAGCAGUAAUUCUUUCAAUCAGUAUCUCAGAUUGUUUAGUGUUGCUGCACCGACACACACGCCUGAUGCUCUUCAGCCCAACAAAGCACCUUGUUUGCCUUCCAUUGUAUUUCAGCUCUACUGUAACUCUGUGGGUGCACACACAAACCCAUUAAGAAGCCCGACAAAGAGUCAGCAAUGCAACACUGACUUUAUUCCCUAAUAUUAUCAAUAAGGUUGAGCAAAAGCAAAAAUACAUAUAAAAGGCUUCAAGCCGUACUAGAAAAUCUCCUUUGAUGUCCUGUGCAUGGGUUAAUGUUCUCAUGAAUGUAUUGCCUAUUCUUGAAAUGUCUGUCUCAUGAACUGUUCGUCUUUUUCUAUGAAAAUAUUUUGGAUGAAACAUUGGGGGGAACUGUUGGACUUUUGCUAAAACAAUGUAAGGGAAAGGGUUAAACAUGCAUCACAGUCUAGAGGUUUGUUGUUUUCAUUUUGAAAUAAGGACAAACUCAGUGCCUAUGCUAAGGUUUAAGCAAACUGUGCAUGGUGAGAAGAAAAACAUGCAGAGUCCAAUGCAAAGAGGAACCUGUCGAAUAUUUAUGUACAGUAUAAAUGACUAAGCAAAACCAAUAAUAAUGACUUUAUGUAAUUGUACAUACUAGAAGCUAGAAAAUGUUGGUGCUUCAGGGUUUUUCCUCAAAACGGAUGUUUGUUUUCAGAAAGACAUUUAAUUUCAGCAUUGAAAUAAUAAACAUUUUGAAAGAGUAUAACUACAUACUGUAUCAAAAUAAAUCUAAUUUAUGAACUGAA
Molecule: messenger RNA, 5480 nt
Organism: Limanda limanda (common dab)
Lineage: Eukaryota; Metazoa; Chordata; Actinopteri; Pleuronectiformes; Pleuronectidae
Gene: usp45
Product: ubiquitin specific peptidase 45
Exons: 18
Coding region: 241-2688 (815 amino acids)
Biological process (GO): protein deubiquitination
Molecular function (GO): cysteine-type deubiquitinase activity; zinc ion binding
Source: RefSeq, a predicted model, not a curated record